This is a messenger RNA of Purpureocillium lilacinum, 993 nucleotides long. RefSeq lists its product as uncharacterized. The record is from RefSeq and is a predicted model, not a curated record. NCBI's taxonomy places the organism in Eukaryota, Fungi, Ascomycota, Sordariomycetes, Hypocreales, Ophiocordycipitaceae.
AUGGCACCUAGUGACAAGUGCGGCAACGCCGCCUGCACGACGAGCUCGUCGGCGCCCUCGCCCCCGGACGCCAGCUCGCUCCGGCGGUGCUCACGAUGCCGCAAGAUCAAGUACUGCUCGUCCGAGUGCCAGACGGCCGCCUGGCCGACGCACAAGCGGGGCUGCAUCCGGCCCAACUACAUCGUCAAGUUCCACCUCAGCCCGGACGACAUCGCGAGCCCGCCCGUGACGCGCACGCUGUCGUGCCCCUCGCACGCCGUCUUCUACAUGCUGCACAUGGCGCUGCAGACGGCGUUUGGCUGGGCCACGACGCACUCGUUCGACUUCGCCGUCGUGGACCCCGCGUACCGCGAGGACGACGACAUCAUGGGCUUCAUCAACAGGCGCAUGGCCGCGGGGCCGACGGGCAGGGGGCUCCCGCCGGCGUCCACGCCGAGGGAGUAUGUGCUUCGCGUUGUCGACCCCGUGGAGCAGACCAUGUUCUCGGGCAUCGAUCGCAUGCAUGAGGGGAUGAGGCGGCAUCCCAACACUACUGAGAAGAAGGCCGACAAGUUUAAGUUGUUUGAGAUGUUUGACGACGCACGGUUCCAAGGCCACAAAAUGGUCUACACCUACGACUUUGGCGACAACUGGGAGCACUACAUGACCAUCCUGGGCCGCGCCGACGCCACGCCCGACUUCAUCUGCCUCGACGGCUCCGGGCACUACGUGGCCGAAGACGUGGGCAGCACGCAGGGCUGGGAGAAGCUCAAGGCAGCCUACCAGACCCAGAGCCCGACCGAGGAGCAAAAGGGCCGUCGGAAGUGGUUCGAGCGAGACGCCUCCAACGCCGACCCGAGGGGCCUCGCCGGGGAUCGCGUCAAUACGUGGGACCGCGACGCCAUCAACCGGGCGCUCGAGACGGAGACGAUGCUCGAUCGCUUCCAGGCAAUGGGGGACGUUGCUGCGGAAAACUCUGCCAAGAUGGAGGCCAUGCUGCGAAAGAGGAACUAG